UGACCAGACACUCCUGCGCCACCUGAGCUGACUCUUUGCAUCAGGUAAAAUGCUGCUCUAAAUCCAUUUCCUGCUGCUGCUUUUGGUGUUGAAAAAGGACACUGAGCGCAGAGAGUAGGAUUUUUGUUGGGUCUCUGCACUGAGGGCAAUAUCAGGAAAGAUGUGCAGCAGCAACAGUGUUGUUCAGGCACAAAAACUGGUGGAUCAACUUCGGGUGGAGGCAAGCAUGGAAAGAAUCAAGAUCUCCCUGACAGCAGCGGACCUGGUCCAGUACUGUCAGGACCACAGGCGCAGUGACCCUCUGCUCACCGGGAUCGCUGCCUCUUCCAAUCCUUUCAAAGAUAAGAAGACCUGUGUGCUGCUUUGACACAGAUGGCCAACAUGUAACAGACUGCCAUGUGGACAAAUCACACCUGAGAGCGCAACCAAAGAUUUUCUGCUGUAGCAGACUUUUUUCCUACUUUUCCCCUUAAAGCAUCUCCUUUGAGGGUCAACACCAUGUAUACACCAGCUACUUCAGCUUGUGCAGCUAAAAUUGAAGACAGCACUGGGCAUAGGUUAGAAGGAAAUGUGAAGUACAGGCAAUGGUUUUAUGUUAACCUUUGACCUCAAACUUACAGCAGAAAGGAAUUACAGUGAACAAAUCCAGCCAGUAAUUCAGACACUAGACUCCAGUCCAUUUAAUGUCAUCUUCUGUGGAAACAGUCUUUCAGUGUGUUUAACAUAUGUAUUUGUCAAGUGCUGUGCAAAUGAUUUAUAGUUACAUUUAUCCAAACAAUUAAACUGUUAUAUAUUGAUUAAACUAACACAUACAUACACACACACACACACACACACACACACACAC
Lates calcarifer (barramundi perch) is the source of this 847-nucleotide messenger RNA. Its product is annotated as guanine nucleotide-binding protein G(I)/G(S)/G(O) subunit gamma-12. The record is from RefSeq and is a predicted model, not a curated record. The transcript has 2 exons. NCBI's taxonomy places the organism in Eukaryota, Metazoa, Chordata, Actinopteri, Centropomidae. Gene Ontology annotation, cellular component: heterotrimeric G-protein complex. Gene Ontology annotation, biological process: G protein-coupled receptor signaling pathway. Gene Ontology annotation, molecular function: G-protein beta-subunit binding. Bases 161 to 367 code for a protein of 68 amino acids.